Messenger RNA from Pestalotiopsis fici W106-1, 1956 nucleotides. RefSeq lists its product as uncharacterized. The transcript has 5 exons. The coding region runs from base 1 to 1956 and encodes 651 amino acids. Lineage: Eukaryota; Fungi; Ascomycota; Sordariomycetes; Amphisphaeriales; Sporocadaceae. Gene Ontology annotation, molecular function: ATP binding; ATP-dependent protein folding chaperone. The record is from RefSeq and is a predicted model, not a curated record.
AUGAGUUUCAAUCUACCGGUACGGUCCAGUCGAAGCCAGAGAAAUCAAGAUAGCCGGGACCGGUACUUUGGCACCUUUACCCCGGCAUCGUCGGCCGAGGCCAUCAAUGGCCCGGUCCGGGAGUUCGCCCCUAUCAGCGACCGGCUUAUAGUCGGUGUAGACUUUGGUACUACCUUUUCUGGCGUGGCAGCAGUAUAUACAUCUACCCCUGAUGAUGUAGAAAUCAUCAAGACAUGGCCUGGCGGCAACGGCAUCACCUCGGACAAGGUACCAACCGAGAUCUCCUAUGACACGCCUGCCAACGCCAACGCCAACGCCGCCGCCUCCCCGGCCAGCUCGACGACGACGGUAGGGUCGGGGUCGGGGUCGGUGCCGGGGCCGGCGGUGAAAUGGGGCUUUCAGUUCAAGCCCGAGGAGUCGCGGCUGCGGUGCAUCAAGCUGUUCCUGGACCGGUCGCAAAAGCUGCCCUUUUACGUGAGCCCGCAGGAGACGGCGACGCAGCUGCGCAAGUACAACAAGAACGUCGUCGACGCCGUCAGCGACUACCUGACGCAAAUCUACCGGCACACCAUGGACACGCUGACGCGCCGCUACGGCGAGUCCUUCAUGGCCUCGACAAAGGUCGACUUUGUCCUCACCUGCCCCGCCGUCUGGUCCGAUGCCGCCAAGAACACGACGCUGCAGGCCGCGGAGAGGGCCGGCAUGGGCGCCAAGUCUGACAUUCAGAUGAUUAGUGAGCCAGAGGCCGCUGCCGUGUACACGCUCAAGGCUAUCCAGCCGAAUCAUUUGAAUGUGGGAGAUAAUUUUAUUGUUUGUGACGCUGGUGGUGGAACAGUAGACUUGAUUGCCUACAAGAUAAUAUCUCUAAAACCAUUGCGGGUUGAGGAAUCCGCCGUGGGUACAGGUGGUCUCUGCGGCAGUGCCUUUUUGAAUUAUAGAUUCGAGGAGCAUGUUCGAACUCGCUUGGGCCAUAGUCGCUUUGAUGAGAUGAAGAUGAAAAAGGGCAAGACGUGGCAGAUGGGUCUCCGAUAUUUUGAGGAAUUUGUCAAACGAAACUUCAACGAGGAUGAGUACCAAGAAGUGAACGUUCCAUUCCCUGGACUUCCCGACGAUGAGGAAGCUGGUCUGGACUCUGGCUUUCUGGUCCUGACAGCGGCUCAGAUCAAGGAAAUCUUUGAGCCGGUAGUCAAGGAAGUGUGCGACCUCGUGCAGGGCCAGGUCAACACGGUGCGCGGCAAGGGCGGGCUCGUCUCGGGCAUCGUGCUCGUCGGCGGCUUUGGACAGAGCGACUACCUGUACCGGCGCAUGAAGGCGCACUUUACCAGCGCCGCGCCGCCGCCGUACACGGAGCGCCCGACGCACGCGAGCGGCGCCGCGUCCCUGUCCGAGAACGGCAGCAUCGAGGUCAUGCAGCCCAUGUACGCCUGGACGGCCGUGGUGCGCGGCGCCGUGCUCCGCGGCCUCGAGGGCAACAUGGUCAUUUCCCGCAAGGCCCGCAUGCACUAUGGCACCAGCUACGCUACCGUCUAUGACGAGUCCAAGCACAGCGUAUCGGAGCGCUACUGGUCGCCCCUGUGGGAGCGCUGGAUGGUUUCGGAUCGUAUGCAGUGGCAUAUUGCAAAGGGAGAAGCCAUCUCACCGUUAUCGCCCAUUGCCUUUCAUUAUACACGAAAUUUCAGGCCAGGGCAGUCACUCAUCGUGACGGACGACUUGAUAGCCUGCGAAGCGGAUGAGCCACCAGUGGCAUACGGGCGCGAGCUAGUCCACGUGUGCACACUGACGACGGACCUGAGUGCCGUGCCGAGGAGCUUAUUUACCCGGUUGACGACGACGCGUGGUGUCGAGUUCGAUAACCUCGACUUUACCCUUGAAAUGAUUGUCGACAGCGCCGGGCUCGGGUUCGAGUUGAAGGUGGACGGAGUUAGAUAUGGUCGUGUCGAGGCAGAGUUCCAUUGA